ACAGGUGUGUGUAUCACCCAGACUAUAAUCUUAGCUGUGAAACACACAGGGAGAACACUUCACAGAGACAUCAUGUUCAGAAUUUCUGUGUUGAUCUGCAUCUCUCUACUGGUUUAUGGCAACUCAGCCAAGCCAUACAAGUCCUGGGAUAAAGUGGCUGAGUCCGCAGUCCAGGAGACUCUGAUGUCUGAAAAGGAGAGGGUGAUGUUUGAUCAGGGGCUGAAGCAGGUGGAGGCUCCUGAAGACAUGGACAUCCCUAACAAUGACAUCCACCCUGUCAUGGCCACCUGGACGAACAUGAGAGGGGGAGGUGGGAAGAGACAGAAGGUAGAAAAAGAGGUCGUCCAAGGCAGAUACUCCACAACCGAGGAGGACAUGGACAAUCUAUACCACCCAUCCAUGGAGCAGACCCACGAGGCUGACCUGGCCAGAGCCCGAUCUCAGCCAGAGGACACCUUCGUUGGGAUGGCCAUCCAGACAGAGCCCCUAGAGGAGGAUAACACAAAGUACUACCAGGAGGCUGGGAUAGAUCUAGAUAACAUCUCUCAUCUCUUCUCAGGCCAGGAGGAUCCACGGCACCCUGAACAGGACUGGGACGAACUCUACCAUCCAGAGAUGAAGAGGGGAGACGGGCGGUACCAAGUGGACGUGCCUCACCAGGGAGAGCUCUCUGCUGUAGUGGCAGAGGUCAAGGGUCAUAGUGAGCCAGAGGAAGACAGGGAUGACCUCUACCAUGGUGACCUGCCUGUACCUGUUCAGGUGAAUGGGAGUGGCCAGGACAGGCAGCAGUCUGCCGAUUGGCCCUCUCAGAGGAUGUACAGAGAACCAGAGGAGGACCUGGAUGACCUCCAUCAUCAUUAAACACGUGAUAAGACCCAUGAUAUCUACCCCCUAACUGACUGUCAACUCUACAGUCAGCUACAGCUCUACUGCAUCCAAUCAAAUACAGUUAAAAGCUGUACAUACAGCAAUGGGUUAAAGGCACAUCGGAGUGACUCUAUAGAAGUCUAUAAACUAACACUGUAUGGAUCUAACCGUUUAUUAUAUGUUUAAUAACCAGUACUGUAUAAGUUGAUCUUCUAAAACAUUAAAGACACCUGUAACCUCUA
Messenger RNA from Salvelinus fontinalis (brook trout), 1109 nucleotides. RefSeq lists its product as uncharacterized. Lineage: Eukaryota; Metazoa; Chordata; Actinopteri; Salmoniformes; Salmonidae. The transcript has 4 exons. The coding region runs from base 73 to 861 and encodes 262 amino acids. The record is from RefSeq and is a predicted model, not a curated record.